Molecule: messenger RNA, 1152 nt
Organism: Meloidogyne enterolobii
Lineage: Eukaryota; Metazoa; Nematoda; Chromadorea; Rhabditida; Meloidogynidae
Source: the annotation of a GenBank genome assembly
AUGAAGCAAAAUAGAGGUUUAUGUGAAGAAAUGUUUCGCCUUUUGUUAAUGGUGGCAUUGUAUUAUCCACUUUCUGUUGGACUUACUUUCUAUCAGAAGUGGUUUAUUAAGCAUUAUCGACUUCCUUUAUUUAUUGUUACCGGUCAUUAUGUAACAAAAUAUUUGAUGGCUUUAGCAAUCCGUUCAAUUGUUGAAUUUUUACAAAAAAAUAGACGGGUACGUGUUCCACUUCGUGAACAGUUAAGAUGGUUAAUGCCAAUUGGAUUUUGUGCUUCUUUAGAUAUUGGACUGUCUAAUUGGUCUUUGGAGUAUGUAACAGUUUCAUUAUAUACAAUGGCCAAGUCCAGUUCAAUUUUGUUUAUUGUUGGAUUCUCAUUAUUUCUCAAACUUGAACGCUGGCAUUCCAGUUUGGGCGUGUCUGCAUUUUUAAUAGCUGUCGGGUUAUUUCUUUUUACUUUGCAAUCUACACAACUUGAUUUUAGAGGACUUGUUCUCGUUGAAAUGGCUGCACUUUGUACAGGUUUUAGAUGGACAAUUUCUCAAUUAAUUAUGCAAGGAGAAGAAUGUUCAACUCCUGUGAGGCAUCCGCUAGAUAUGAUGAUCGCUGUCCAACCAUGGAUGUUCAUUGCCAUAGUCCCAAUUGUAAUAGUAGCUGAAGGACCUGAAAUGACGUGGGAAGUAAUUACUUCAUUUCAUAAUGAAUAUGAACCUGCACUUGUAUUUUCUUUAAUUUUUUCUGGUGGAAUUUUGGCGUUUUUAAUGGAAUUUUCUGAAUAUCUUCUUUUGGUUAAUACUUCUGGUAUUACAUUGUCAAUUGUUGGGAUUGUGAAGGAAUGCAUCAGUCUUCUAUUAGCACACCAAAUUCACGGUGAUCGUCUUUCUGAUAUAAAUAUUGUUGGUUUGGUUCUCUGCGUUUUGGGGAUGACUUUACACAGCAUUACAAAACAUACACGUCACAAAUCAGCAGUUUUAAGUUCCCCAACCCCUUCAAGAUGUAAUUCUCAAUCUUUGUCUUCUCCUUCCUCCUCACCACAAUCUAUGGGCAUUGGAAGGAGAGGAACUUGUGGAAAAAUAAAUAAUAGUACAUCCAAAAAAGUUGUGGAAUUGGAAGAUAGAAGAAAAUUACUUAUCCCAGAACAAACAAUUAUUUAA